GGUCGCGGUUUGACCCUAAAUCUGUCUCUAGAGGAUAUUCAACGGAUGCAGGAUCUCCAGGCGCAACGCAUUGAUUUUGAAGAUCGAUUGAUUGGGAGGUUGAGCAUACAGCAAUCACACCAGAUGCUCAGGGAUAUUCUACACCAUGACCCCUCCCUGGUGUUUGAUUUGAGGCUUCGGACAUCAGAAGGGGCUCCACCAGUCCCACCAUCCACAGCUGCUGCUCCCUCCUGGUGUGUGUGUGCAAGGUGUCGGGAAAUGCCCACAGACCUGGAAAGGAAAUGUUGUCGUUUCCGACCUGAAGAGUGCAUUUCCACCAUGCCCCACAUGGAAAUCUUCUUCCUCAUGGAGGGUCAUCUGCGGAUGGCUCGGAGGCUGUGGAAUGACAUCAGGGCAGUAGAAGAUGCACAGACCCCAGGGGAGAGCAAUAGACAAUUCCGCCAUGCAGCCUACAGACAGUGGGUUGUGUGGCAGUAUGGAUCACUGGGGAGUGGACGGCGUGUGGUGGUACCCAGCUGCUGUGUUUGGGCCAUCAGGUACAGAUUUCCAGAUCCAAAUGGACAUAAUGUUGGAUUCAUCCCAAGCAAGGUUUGACACAGCUAAGUGUUGUGUUUAAAAUUUCAAUAGGACAGAGUUUUAUUUUUUAAAUUUGUUUUAGGCAAGUUACUUGCCUUUUAUUUAUUGUGUUUUAAAUUUCAAUAGGACAUAGUUUUAUUUUUUAAA
This is a messenger RNA of Misgurnus anguillicaudatus (oriental weatherfish), 723 nucleotides long. NCBI's taxonomy places the organism in Eukaryota, Metazoa, Chordata, Actinopteri, Cypriniformes, Cobitidae. The record is from RefSeq and is a predicted model, not a curated record.